AUGGACAGGAAACUGCGGUUCCUGUGCCUUCAUGGCUAUCUACAGAACUCUGAGAUGUUCCGAGGAAAGAUGGGCAGCUGGCGAAAGGGGCUGAAGUCUCGAGUGGAGUUUGUGUUUAUUGAUGCACCCCACGUGGCAUUUGAUGCAGACAAUGGCACUGCCGCAGAGUGUGGUGGGAGGCCUGGUGGCAAGUCGUGGUGGCUCUGGACAGACACAGCCUCCACAGCCCGGCCAUCCAAGUCUGCACACUACACAGGGUGGGAGCCGUCUGCCGUGGCCAUACAACUGGGGCUACAGGAGCACUGGCCUGUUGAUGGGCUACUAGGUUUCUCGCAGGGCGCCACAGCGAUCGCACUGUUCCUGGCGUGGGUGAAGACUCGAGGCAUCGAAUUGCAACUACCACCCUGUGCAAUCUUGGUGGGAGGUUUUCUUCCCAGGGACCCUCACUUUGCCAAGCUUGUGCAAGAUGCGAAGCCGGCAAUAUCUGCUCUGUUCAUGUCAGGCCUAAAAGACACUCUGGUCGAGCCCUUCAGGAGUGAGCAGCUCAUGUCUUCAUUCGAUCCCAGUGCCCAGUUGCAGAUCUACCACCAUGACGGUGCCCACAUGAUGCCCACAUGCACAGGCAGCGUGAAACAGGAGGUCGUCGAUUUUCUAAUGUCUGCCAUCCCUAAGACACAACAAAACGGCGCACAAGAACCACAGCAAUAG
Ostreobium quekettii is the source of this 708-nucleotide messenger RNA. NCBI's taxonomy places the organism in Eukaryota, Viridiplantae, Chlorophyta, Ulvophyceae, Bryopsidales, Ostreobiaceae. The record is from the annotation of a GenBank genome assembly.